AUGUUCACUUCAAUAAAAUCGAGCUAUUUCAGAAAAUGCCUUGCUCACCAUCAGCGCAGUAUGCAUUUUGGAAACAAAUUUAUCGGAGAAUCUGCGAAAACGCAGUACCACCAGAUUCUACAUAGAAGGCGAGAGCACCCCUCGACAGAAAACGGAAAGCUUGUUUUAGGUUGCUGGAGCAGAGUGGACAUCCACACGUCUUGCCUUCAGUAUGGCAGCAAAAAUUUAUUCAAGAAGUUCGCAAAUAAAUCGAAAAAGAAACUGUGGUAUGAAUCCCCUAUCCUCGGUCCUAAACAAAUUUCGCCGUCCAGUCAGACUGGUCCCUUGCAGCUCACCAAAUCGAAGAAACAAAAGCAAGAAAGCAGCUUGCGAGCGAGAAUCCUCAACACGAUUUUGUUCAAGGCUAUCAACGAUUUUCUCAGUUCACAUGAAGUCAGUGCGGAAGUCUACAACCUAAAUGUAGAGAUUUCUAAGGUCUCAUUGCCGGCUGAUUUUUCCAACUGCCGUGUUUAUUGGAAGACAAGUGGGACAUCUGAAAGGGACAGUCUGAUUCAGCAAGUAUUGGACAAAAGUGCCCCUCGUCUACGGCACCUUCUCAUUUCACACCAGGUUCUGGGAAGUGUUCCUCCCGUGGUAUUCCUGAGAGACAAACAGUAUGCUGCCCUUACUGAGGUAGAACAUCUUCUCAAGAUAGCUGACUUUGGUGAGAAAGAAAAUACUGACGAGAUCAAGAAUAAUGUGAAAGAUGGAGGGGAAUCUGCCCAGCUGUCCGAUACUUCAGAACAGCCUGUCACUACAAAAAGAGCUCUUCCGUUUGGCAUUGAUCAUGAGGCCCUGAACAAACAGAUCCUGGAGUACAAGAGGGGGUCACAAGAGUCCUUAUGCAAGAACCCUGCACCCUCAAUCACUCAGCAGCAGCUAGACGUGCUGCUGGAACGGAGGAAGCAGAAACUGAUUGAGAAGAAGAAAAAAUCCAGACGGCCUGUGGAUAAGGACGUCACCCCCCAGGCGUACCUGCAGGCCAGGUACGACCAGGAGACGGACGCUGAGGAGGUAGAGCAUCCAGAAUACGACAACGAAGAAUCGGAGGUGCCGGAAGUCACAGCAAGAGAUGAUCAUCUAUCAUGACUUCAAAGGAUUGCACAGGCGAUGGUAACUUAAAGGCUUUUUUAUUUAGUAAAUGCCCAUCCUUUGUAAUGUAUAAAUAUCAUUAAAAGGAGUCAUUUAAGUGUAA
Molecule: messenger RNA, 1234 nt
Organism: Anguilla rostrata (American eel)
Lineage: Eukaryota; Metazoa; Chordata; Actinopteri; Anguilliformes; Anguillidae
Gene: rbfa
Product: ribosome binding factor A
Exons: 7
Coding region: 1-1128 (375 amino acids)
Biological process (GO): rRNA processing
Source: RefSeq, a predicted model, not a curated record